Molecule: messenger RNA, 810 nt
Organism: Haliaeetus leucocephalus (bald eagle)
Lineage: Eukaryota; Metazoa; Chordata; Aves; Accipitriformes; Accipitridae
Gene: PRSS57
Product: protease, serine, 57
Exons: 5
Coding region: 1-810 (269 amino acids)
Biological process (GO): proteolysis
Molecular function (GO): serine-type endopeptidase activity
Source: RefSeq, a predicted model, not a curated record
AUGGUCACGGCUGGAAUGUUCAUCCUCAGCCUGGGAGGCACCGUCCUGCUCCCAGCACUGGCCUCAGCAGGCACCCAGGGGAGCCGGAUCAUCGGGGGAAAGGCGGCGGCACCCCACUCCUGGCCCUUCAUUGCCUCCAUCCAGAUAAAUGGGGAGCAUGUCUGCGGGGGCUUCCUGGUGUGGCCCAUGUGGGUGAUGACAGCAGCCCACUGCCUCAUUCCCAGGCACAGCCCCUCGGUGCGCGUGGUGCUGGGCGCCCACAGGCUGGAAGAGCCCGAGGCAUCCCAGCAGAUCUUCCGUGUCGACAAGUCCAUCGCCCACCUGUACUACGACCCCUACUCGGGGGACAACGACAUCCGCCUGCUCAAGCUGGACAGGUCAGCCACGCUGAACGAGUAUGUGAAGCUGGCCCACCUGCCCUCACCACACGUCGACCUGAAUCCCGGCACCGUCUGCUACGUGGCGGGCUGGGGGGACAUCUCCAGCUCCGGCAACCAGCCCACUGAGCUGAUGGAGACCAGCACCACUAUCGCCAAGUGGAGCCUCUGCCGAACGCUGUGGAGGGGCAGGGUCUCGACCAACAUGCUGUGCGCGGCCAGCCACAACACCACACUGCAGGGCGUCUGCUCAGGUGACUCUGGGGGACCCCUGAUCUUCAACAAAAAGGUUUAUGGCAUCGUCUCCUUCUCUGGGAAGAGAUGUGGGGACCGCCGGUACCCUGAUAUCUACACCAAGAUCUCCAACUACAUCGACUGGGUGCAUCGCAUCGUGCAAAGGCAACACCAUCAGAAGGGGCAGCCGAAGCCCUAG